AUGUCAUCCAGUCUAAAGUAUAACUACCGCGUCCAACUCAUACUAGAGCUCGCAAAGGAUUUCAUCCCACCUCUCCUCAUCGCCUCUCUUCUCCUCUCGUUCCUUCCAUCUCUGCUCACGGACGGGUUGUUCUUACAAAGCCUCUGGCGCCUCUCGAUAUGUAUUGCAUAUUGGACGGUGAACGUCAAGUAUACAGACUGGAAGAAUGGUAACGAGGCGAAGAAAACGGGUGGGGUGUAUCUUCCUAGGCUGAAGGGGAAGUGGCCUGGAAACUUGGAUAUCGCUUUAUCAUUGGCAAAAUUCUCCGAGGAAGGAUAUGUUCUGGAAAGCUUUGAGCGCCUGUUUGCGUCGCCUGGAGGUGGGGAUGAAGUGACGACGUUUAACCUUGGAACGCUCUGGAGAGAUACCUAUGUAACAAGGGAUCAUAGGGUUAUGCAGGCAGUUCUAGCUACGGAAUUCGAUAACUUCUGGAAGGGACCUGAGUUCCGAAUGAGGACCAGACGGUCGUUCGGUGAUGGGAUCGGGGGGGCUGACGCCCGAGAACGUGUCCAGGAUUUUGGCAUCUUCGAACGAUACACUGAUAAACUCCAAGCCAUUGACAUCCAGGAUAUCUUUUCCCGAUUUACCAUGGAUGCGGCAGGCGAAUUUUUCUUUGGCAGCACAACUUUCAACACACUUGACCUUCCCCUUCCUCCCCCCAACAAAAAAUCCAAACUGGGUCCAAAAGGAACUGAGCCUGAGGGUUCAUAUGGUUCUUUCGCUUACCCCUUUGAGAAGUUGCAGGAAAUCACGCUUAUUCGAAACCUGAGAGGGCCUUUGAAGGUUUGGGGGUUGAUGGAAUUCUGGAAAGAUGAGACGAAGAUCCAUAGGUUAGCUGUUGAUGCAUUUAUUGAUCCUCUUAUCGAGGAUGCUUUGAAGGAAAAAAGGAAGAGGGGGAUGAAGCAGCGUGAUCCUGAUGAAGGAAAUCUAGUAGAUCAUUUGGUGGAUAUGACGAAUGACUUGAAGUUGAUUAGGGAUGAGCUGAUCAACAUCCUUACGGCAGCCAGGGAUACAACUGCUACGCUGCUAACAUUUACCACAUACCUGCUUUGCUUACAUCCGGAUGUAAUGGCGACAUUGCGAAAAGAAGUACUGACAUAUGUCCCCAAUGGGCCCCCAACUUUCGAUGACGUCCGAAAGAUGAGAUAUCUGCGUGCUGUUCUCAACGAAACACUCCGUCUCUUCCCUCCCGCCCCACUAAACCUUCGCUCAUCGAGAUUAUCGACACUCCUUCCUCCUGACCAAACCACCAAUGGAAAACCCAUCUACAUUCCUGGUGGUACGACAGUCUUGUUCACGCCACUACUCAUGCAGCGUCGGAAAGAUUUAUGGGGCUCUGAUGCGGACGAAUUCGAUCCUGAAAGGUGGAUUGACAAGGAGAGGGUGAAGAAGAUGACUGAUGAUCCAUUUAUGUUCCUACCUUUUGGCGCUGGGCCAAGGAUUUGUCUGGGUCGGAACUUCGCGUACAACCAAGCAAGUUUUAUAAUGAUUCGAAUACUCCAAGCAUUUGACACAUUCACCCUCCGCCAACAAGAAGAUGCGCCUGACGGUUCAUGCCCGCCCGCAUCAUGGAGAGGCGCACCAGGUAGGAAGGGGAUCGAGACGAUAUGGCCGAAAAUGUGCAUUAGUUUGUUCAUCAAAGGAGGAUGCUGGGUCCAUAUGAGUAUUGCGGAUAGCUAG
Molecule: messenger RNA, 1719 nt
Organism: Cantharellus anzutake
Lineage: Eukaryota; Fungi; Basidiomycota; Agaricomycetes; Cantharellales; Hydnaceae
Product: cytochrome P450
Exons: 10
Coding region: 1-1719 (572 amino acids)
Molecular function (GO): iron ion binding; monooxygenase activity; heme binding
Source: RefSeq, a predicted model, not a curated record